Scatophagus argus is the source of this 3143-nucleotide messenger RNA. It is a transcript of the gene zdhhc16b, whose product is annotated as zinc finger DHHC-type palmitoyltransferase 16b. NCBI's taxonomy places the organism in Eukaryota, Metazoa, Chordata, Actinopteri, Scatophagidae. Gene Ontology annotation, molecular function: palmitoyltransferase activity. Gene Ontology annotation, cellular component: Golgi apparatus. Gene Ontology annotation, biological process: protein palmitoylation. The coding region runs from base 344 to 1444 and encodes 366 amino acids. The transcript is spliced from 10 exons. The record is from RefSeq and is a predicted model, not a curated record.
AGACUUAAUUUUCGGGAACUAAAUUUUCCGUUGUCUGUUGAGAUACGUGGAGCCAAACUGGCAAAACUGGAGGUUGUUUAUCCCACUGCUGCAUUUUGCUUGACAACACUUAACCCAGUGGCCAGCUGACGGGAAGAUGAGUUUUAUCUCCCUAUUUUUUGUUGCUUCGAGGAAACGUUGUUCAAUAGACAAUCUUUGUCAGUACGACCGUUCUUUGCUGCAGCAGUCAACCGAGGCUCAAGCUAACGUUUUACCCUGACCAUGACCUAACCGUAGUACUGAAGGCUUGUCCGCCCAGUUCACCUGAUCAGGCAGAGCGUGUAGGAGAGCGGGUGGCGGUGGCAUGCGUUUGGGCAGCAGCUGGAGGUGGCAGCUCUCCCGGGCCAUGCGACUAGCGCUGCGCUGGUGCCGGCUGUGCCGCCCACAGAGAGGGAGCCGAGGCCUGGGUUCGAAGCCCGGGAUCACCGACAGGCUUUCGGAGCUGUGGAGCUACAGCAAACUGCUGCUCAAGUCACUGUACUUCAACAGCCUCACCAACUCGGAUACUCUGCUGGACUGUGCCUUUGAACCCGUCUACUGGAUUGUGGACAAUGUGACCCGCUGGUUUGGAGUGGUGUUUGUCUGUCUAGUCAUACUGCUAACAACAUCAGUUGUGAUCAUCGUCUACCUGUUCGUCUUACCCACGAUCCUCAGCGCUUACCCUGUUCACUGGGCUGUCUGGCACCUCUGCUGUGGCCACUGGCUUCUCGUCAUGGUGGUCUUCCAUUACUACAAGGCCACCACCACCUCCCCUGGACACCCGCCCAAGGACAAAAUUCAUAUUCCCUCAGUGUCCAUCUGUAAGAAAUGCAUCACUGCCAAACCAGCCAGGACGCACCACUGUAGCAUCUGCAACAUAUGUGUUUUGAAGAUGGACCACCAUUGUCCCUGGUUGAACAACUGUGUGGGACAUUUCAACCACCGCUACUUCUUCUCCUUCUGCCUGUACAUGACGCUGGGCUGCAUCUACUGCAGCAUCAGCAGCAGGAACUUGUUUCUGGAUGCUUAUAGUGCUAUAGAGAGAUACUAUCAGACCCCUCCUCCAACCGAAACCUUUAGAGAGUCCACCGCUCACAAGUGUAUCAUCUUCCUGUGGGUUCUGACCAGCUCAGUGGCAGUAGCUCUGGGAGGACUCACCCUGUGGCACGUCACACUCAUCAGCAGAGGAGAGACGAGCGUGGAGCGGCACAUCAACCGCAAAGAGACCAAAAGACUGCGGGAGGUGGGCAAGGUGUUCAAAAAUCCAUAUCAUCAUGGUAGACUGAACAAUUGGAAGUUACUGUUUGGUGUGGAAAAAAGGAGUCACUGGUUCACGCGGGUCCUCUUGCCCUCCAGCCAUCUUCCAAACGAAGACGGCAUCAUGUGGGACUGCACCUUCACCAGAAGAGACCCCAUGGCCAUCUGAUCUUCACCCUUUUACUCUAAACCCAUACCAAAAAAAAAAAAGAAAGACAGAACAAGACCAUGUACAACUUUUAAUCUGCAUUUACUUAGACCGUAAGCAAUGCGACUCAUUUCAUAUUGUUGUAACCAUGUAGGGACAGCACAUGAAGGGAAGCUCCCAGCUCAUCCGAUUUUAGUCUGCUGCUAUUUGAUAAGAAAAAAAAGCCUUGUGGCUGUACAAAAGGGUUUUUUUUUUUUGUUUGUGUGUUUUUUCCUUUUUGGUUGCAUUCAUGUUUGCGCUGCUACAAGUGGGAACCACAUGGAUACAACUAAUAGUGACUCAUCCUCUGUGGAUCAGUUACCAUAUCCCACCUGGAGACCUUGUACAGCAGGUCUAACUGUAGACCUCGCCACCAGCCGACUCCACCCUGCCACUGGUGCUGCAGGCCAGCAUCGUUGUCGAGACCAAACCUCUUUCUCCUCCUCCCAUUUGUAAAGACUUGACAAAGAGUUGCACCGACCCCACAGCAUCUUUUGACAAAUGUGUAGGAUGGACAGUGCAUAAGACAUAGCUUGCAUUCACAUCAUCUUAAAGGUACGUUGCGGAUUCAAACAUCAGCACAGCACAUCGUAAACUUUACUAUUAAUGGUAGUUGCCAUCUUGUUCCAGUUCUAUUGUUAAUGCAUUUCAUAUUGGUGUGGCACAGUUUUGAUUCUGUUUGAUGGAAAUGAGCUGUUAAUUUUAAAAUCAUAAGCAGGAUCAGCAAUUCUUACAUGAAUAUUUUUCCUCUACCGCUGCAUCCAAAACAAACAAGCACAGCUGACUGAUAUCUGAGGUACCUCUGACUGUGUUUAAGACGUUGCCUUUCUUUUUUGUUCAAAGAUCCUUUAUUGAUUUGUUUGAGAAGAAGGUUUUCGAGACAGAACAACCUGAAUUUGUUGAAUCACAGAGGGGUGGGUUUUGGUUGUUUUUGUAACUCUGGAAACCUUAUUUUUGGUGAAUGUUAUUUAUGAACAUUAUGUCAAGACAUAAAACCCAAUGACCUGUUGAUCUUCACAAAUCCAGAUGUCUUAACAAUGGCAUAACUAAUAGCGCUGGAAAAAAAUGCUGUUGAAUUCAGAUUAAAUUUCCAAAUACAUUUUCCAAAUUCCAAAAUUAGGAAAUCUGACAGUGUUUUGUUUUCCAUUUGGCUUUCACCACCCCCACCCGAAACUUUACAACUUCUUCCCGUUUCUUUCUGUAAAGCAGUUCAGACGAUUUUCCUCCAAAUUUUGACUUGUUGGCUGAGAACAUAAAACGUAGAGCGACUUCUCAGAGGUCUCAUCUGUUUACACUGUUUUAAUGUGCCAGCAUUUAUGUGCUUGUGGUUCACUGAAGAGAAAAUACAAAAGCUAGUACCAUACCUGCAAGCGAUUUGUUUUUUGUUUUCUGUCUUGGUUUUAAACAUUGUCCAACAACUUUUUUUUUUUUUAUCUUUGGCUGAGGACAUAUCCAAGUGUUUCUUAAUGUGCGGGGGGAAGGUCAUGGGAUGAAACCAUAUUUUCAAAAUUCAUUUUUGAUUUUGUUCCAAAGAAUGUACUGAGAGAUUUAAAAAAAAAAGUGUUAAGAUUUAUUACUCUGCAUGUUUAUACCUGAAAUAUUCUGCUGUUGUGUUUUGGAGAGUGUGUGAGAACUACUGCUGUGAACCGAUGGUGCUGAAGAAGAAGAAGAAGAACAACAA